UCGGGACGCGGUGCGGGCACGGCGUAACCCCUGCCGGACGGGGGUUAAGGAGCCCCAGGAGAGCUCGGGCGGAGGCGGCGCCGGGGCCGGGCCCUGCGCGUCCCAGCGCUGGCCGCAGCCGCUGCUCCCGCCCGGCCCCAUACCGACACACGCGGCCCCGCCCCCCGCCGCUCCCUCCGCCCCCUUCCGGCAGCGAUUGGCUGCGGCCGCCGUCUGUCUGCCGCCACGCAGCCACUCCCUGUGCGCGGGGCGGCUCUUGUCAGCGGCCAUUGGCUGGCCGUCAGGGCAAGGCCCGCCCCCCCGCGGGCGCAGCGGAGGAGGGAGGGGGCGGGCGGGCGGCCGCGGGGAGACGGCGGCGGCGGCGGCGCCGAGCGGAGCGGAGCCGGAGCUGUAGCUCUGCUGCCCACUUGGAAGUGCAACUGGUAUGGGUAAUGGUGUGAGAGAAGCUGCAGUGGAUUUCAAAGGGCAGGAUGUGGAGCCAGUGCCAGCAACACAGCUCCCAGCAGAGGGCAACCAGGAGAAGAAGAAGGUCCUCAAUUCCCUGAUGUCUGGGGCCCUGGCUGGUGCUGUGGCUAAAACUGCUGUAGCUCCACUGGACAGGACAAAAAUCAUGUUUCAAGUGUCUUCAAAAAGAUUCUCUGCCAAGGAAGCCUACAGGCUGAUUUACCACACCUACCUCAACGAGGGCUUCUGGAGCCUCUGGAGAGGGAACUCAGCCACCAUGGUCCGGGUGAUCCCCUACGCUGCCAUCCAGUUCUGUGCCCACGAGGAGUACAAGCAGCUCCUGGGCAGCUACUACGGCUUCCAGGGAAAAGCGCUGAGUCCCUUCCCUCGAUUCAUUGCUGGCUCUCUGGCAGGCACCACGGCUGCCAUCCUAACCUACCCCCUGGACAUGGUCCGUGCCCGCAUGGCUGUCACGCCGAAGGAGAUGUACAGCAACAUUGUCCAUGUCUUCAUCCGAAUAUCCCGAGAGGAAGGGCUGAAGACCUUGUACAGAGGCUUCACUCCAACCAUCCUGGGAGUCAUCCCCUACGCUGGGCUCAGCUUCUUCACCUAUGAGACGCUGAAGAAGCUGCAUGCAGAUCACAGCGGCAGGGCGCAGCCCUCCCCCGCCGAGCGGCUGCUGUUCGGAGCGUGUGCGGGGCUGAUCGGGCAGUCUGCCUCCUACCCGCUGGACGUGGUGCGGCGCCGCAUGCAGACGGCAGGGGUGCUGGGGCACACCUACGGCUCCAUCCUGCGCACCAUGCAGGAGAUCGUCCGCGAAGAGGGACUCGUCCGGGGCCUCUACAAAGGGCUCAGCAUGAACUGGGUGAAGGGCCCCAUCGCGGUGGGCAUCAGCUUCACCACCUUCGACCUGACUCAGAUCCUGCUCCGCAAGCUGCAGCACAGCCCCGGCCCGCAGAGUCCUGCAAACUUGAGGCCUCUGAAGUAGCUGCUUGAAGCCUUCUGGUGUGGUAGGAGUGGAGCUUCUCAAACUGACCUCUGCUGCUGCUGCUGGCUCCUCACCUGUGGAUGAUGAACGAGAGGACUCAGUGCUGCUGGGAUGAGCCCCUGGAGCUUGGAGGGGGGGCUGACUGCUGCUCCUGGCAAGCAGUUUUUGGCUACUGACCACAUCUUAGCUGGAGGCAGGCUGCCAAGUGCAAUAUUCCCAGGCAGUCCUUAGGGAAUUGCAGAUUCCUCUGACCUGGGAGCAGCAGGACGCAGCAGGAUCGGACAGGUCUUUUGUUCUGGAAGUGGAAUGUGAGCCCCAGCUGGAACUGCUGCCCUUUCCCUGCUGUUCUCCUGGUUUCUGGUUUGGAUUCCAUCCUGUGCCCCACGCCUGCAGCCUGCCUCUGAGCUCCCCAGCGCCUGCGGGCAGCAGGGAGGGAGAUCGUGAGCGGUUUGCAGGUCCCUUUCUGACGCCUCUGGGCAGUGCUGGUGAGCAGAGGCUGUGCCUGCAGUCACAGACCCGAUGGAGUGGAGCUGCAGUCGUGCUUUUGAGGGGCACAUCCUCUCCUCUGCCGGAGUCACCUCAGCCUGUGCUGUCCACGCACUGAGGAAUCUCCACGCUGCAGCCUUCAGCAGUGUUCUCCUGUCAGCGUUGCUGCUGCUGCUGCACGAUGCAAGAACAAACACCCCCAAGCCCUGUGGCUGCAGCCUGGGAGCUGACCCAAGCUGCUGUCCCUGCUUCUCAGCAACCUUCUUGUCUCUCGGUGCCUGCUCUCUAGGUUGUUGCCACCUCCCGUUUGUUUCUCCACCCUCCCCCCCCCACAACCCAGACCUUUUAUUCCUGGAGUUCCUUCUGGGCCAGUUGAGUCCUUGGGAAAACAGGAUUUGACCCCCCAGAAAUGCUACCCAGGGCCAAUCCUUGCAGCAAAACCCUUUUGACUCUUUGGUUCCAAGCAGUUUUCAGGCAAAAUG
Messenger RNA from Pogoniulus pusillus (Red-fronted tinkerbird), 2400 nucleotides. It is a transcript of the gene SLC25A42, whose product is annotated as solute carrier family 25 member 42. The record is from RefSeq and is a predicted model, not a curated record. Bases 425 to 1432 code for a protein of 335 amino acids. The transcript is spliced from 9 exons. Lineage: Eukaryota; Metazoa; Chordata; Aves; Piciformes; Lybiidae. Gene Ontology annotation, cellular component: mitochondrial inner membrane. Gene Ontology annotation, biological process: transmembrane transport.